CACGAGGCAAGUCCCAGCACAGCAAGCGCCAGUACGUUGCGUGACGGCAUCAACACUCCACGCGCGGCGUUCUAUCGCUGUGUCACAAUAAGUUAUCUAACUUGCAACGCAGUUGCAAUUUCAAUAUUUUAAUAACAAAAGAGAAACACGUGGGGAUUGCCUUCCUAUUAAUGGCAAAUUAUAAUAUACUAUAUUGUGAUACUGACAGGACUCUGCAAGAAAACAGGGUCCUAGAAGGCGAUCAAAGACGUGACCAACAAUUGUAGUUACUUAACGUGCAAGUGCCUGCUUUUUACAAUGGUGGCUAGCCGAAGAUACUAUAUUUUACCAAUCAGCGUCGUGAUCUAUGUCGUAUAUAUUUAUACACCCUUAGAUGUAACCUGGAGCUAUUCUAGUUCCGAAGGCAAAACGUGGUUCAUAACAUUGUAUGAUCCUGAAGAGAACAAAGUGACUAGGGCUCAGAAAUAUAUAUUUGAAACUACAACAAGAACAGCGUCUAUUGCAGCAGUAAAAGCUAGAAAACCUAAACAGCGGCGCGAAACUAAUUCAGAUACGGAUGAGGAUGAGGAUUCAGUUGAAGAUGAUAAUAAAAAUGAAAAAUCAAAUAUUUACGCAGAGAACGUUCUAACAUCACAAGCGAAAUUGCGACUAAAGGUAUUGCUACAUUGCAAUAAUAGGGAUUUCUUCCCGGAGUAUCUACAGAGGCGUGAUUACUGGGUACUGAAAAAUUAUGUACGCGCCGAGCACGGGCCGCUGGAAUGCUACGAAACUGUAACUUAUGCAACACAUGCCAGUUACGAAUUCCUUGAUAACGUCGAGCCUUUAGUUAAACGAUGGCUGGCACCUGUGAGUUUAGCUAUCCACGCCCCCGGCACCGACAUAGGCCCCACUAUGGACAGCAUCAGGUACCUCCGAGACUGUCUCGGGACAAAUCUCAUCAGAAAGUACGUCACCUUUCACCUCAUCUUCCCGAAUAACCACAUCCCUGAUAAUAUUAAGGAUCCAAUAGAAUUUCUGGAAUCGGAUCCUAAUUGCCCAAACACGCCACCGUACGUUAACGUCAAAUUAAAAAAAACUUAUAAAAGGCGCAAAAACUUAAUUUAUCCGGUGAAUAUAGCUCGGAACGUCGCCAGGGACGCAGCCCUAACACACUUUUUCUUGUCAUCCGACGUAGAGCUGUAUCCAAGCUCUGGUCUUGUGGAGAAAUUCCUUAAUAUGAUUGCGAGGAACGCUAAACCUUUGAAUACCUCCAGAAAACCCAGAGUAUUCCCGAUAUCACUUUUCGAAGUUGCCGACCAUGUAAAAGCACCAUCGAGCAAAACUGAGGUCCAAGCGAUGGUGAAAAAUAAAACUGCUGUAUCUUUUCACAAGUUCAUGUGUCCGUCUUGCCACAGCAUGCCUAAUGGACGACAGUGGUCGAAAGAGGAAGAAACUGGGCUAAUGGAUGUUUUUCAUGUUGGGAAGCGACAUGGUAAAUCUGCCCAUUGGGAACCUAUAUUUAUUGGAACUCAUCAGGAUCCCCACUACGAUGAUCGACUGAGUUGGGAAGGCAAGAUGGAUAAGAUGACUCAGAACUACAUCCUAUGUCUCAAGGAUUACGACUUCAUGCUCCUAAACAACGCUAUCCUCGUCCACAAACCUGGAAUAAAGCAUUAUAAAUCCGACCGCAAAAGGGAACCUUUAAUCAGACAACAGAGCCAACUGAUACGAAAUGUCAUAAGGAAUGAAAUUGAAUCACUCUAUGGCACUAGGGAAGAAUGUAUACUGUGACGAGAGUUAUCAAAUUCUUUGACUUCAAAGUAAUGAGGAAUCAUAAAUGAUGAAAGUUGCUUAGAAUCAUACUUUCUAAAUAGAUUACAGCUGUGUUUUUUACAACUUAUAUUUAUACUUAAGAAGUAAUUGAUAAAGUGGUAUUAACAAAAUAUAGAUUAGACAAUAAAGUAAAAAAUCACAUGCACUCAUAUUUAGGUAAUGUCGUUUGUGUAACGUUUAAAAACGGAAGAACACGCAGGUCUUGGAUCUCCAAAUAUUCAAGUUUUCAUCUCCAUAUAUCUAAGUCUUCAUACUCAUCUCCAGGUGUCAGGUGGUCUUCUUUUACAAUUUCUAAUUUAUUUUAUUUUUAUUUGUUGUUAUUCAAGAACAAACAGUUAUAUAGAAAAAAAAACAUAUAUCUUAAAUAUUACAAAUGCAGCGCAGUUCAACUGAAAUAGUAUAACAAAUCAACUUGGUGGUACGAUUUGCGAUGCAGAUCAGUUAGGUCCUGAAAUAAUAGUAAGCCCCCUGGUCGUUAUUAUAUGGAUUGUAAUUUUGAAAGGCACGUUUUAUGUAUGUAUUUUGAGUAUAGUUAUUUUCUUGAUUUGGAACAAAAAGUAAUAAUAUUAUCCUAGCCUACAUAGAGAUUUACAUAUAUGACUCUAAACGUUUUUCUACGCAGCGACCAGACAAUGAAUGUCAGGGAUAUAUUUUAUUCCGAGGGCAAUGAUGUUUCCUAAAAAAUAUUGUUACACCAACUGAAUAAUACUGAUAUGUGUAUUUACGUAUAAGUAGUCGAAUUACAAUGCUAUUUUCAUGAUAUUACUUAAGUGUUUUAUAUAUUAGAAUAAGUUUGGUUCAGUGCAAUAAUAUAUCUAUACACAAUUGCAAUUAUAGACAUGCAAUAUAAAUAGAUUUUAUUAAAAAUUUGCAU
Plodia interpunctella (Indianmeal moth) is the source of this 2686-nucleotide messenger RNA. RefSeq names its product beta-1,4-glucuronyltransferase 1-like. The coding region runs from base 298 to 1770 and encodes 490 amino acids. The record is from RefSeq and is a predicted model, not a curated record. The transcript has 7 exons. Lineage: Eukaryota; Metazoa; Arthropoda; Insecta; Lepidoptera; Pyralidae.